Messenger RNA from Ilyonectria robusta, 2178 nucleotides. RefSeq names its product origin recognition complex subunit 3 N-terminus-domain-containing protein. Gene Ontology annotation, biological process: DNA replication; DNA replication initiation. The transcript is spliced from 6 exons. Gene Ontology annotation, molecular function: DNA replication origin binding. The record is from RefSeq and is a predicted model, not a curated record. Gene Ontology annotation, cellular component: nuclear pre-replicative complex; DNA replication preinitiation complex; nuclear origin of replication recognition complex. Bases 1 to 2178 code for a protein of 725 amino acids. Lineage: Eukaryota; Fungi; Ascomycota; Sordariomycetes; Hypocreales; Nectriaceae.
AUGGCGCCGGAUGAAGUGAAACAAGAUGUUUACAAACAGGAGGAUCACCAGGUGGCCUACAUCUUCGAUCCUGACAACAACGAGCCUCGCAAUGAGCGGCCAUCCAAGCGGCGGCGGGUCUCAAAACAGGCUGCGGCAGCCGUGGACUCUAUUGAGAAUGCAUCUAUCUUCACGCCGCUGUUGAAUGGAGCCGAGACUCCUGGAUUCGUGCAGCUGAGAGAGGCCGCUUUUCAUGAGAGCUGGGCCAAGAUUGAUGAUCGCAUCAAGGGUAUCUUGCGAAGCUCCAACCAGGCAACAUUGGACCAAGUGAGCGCAUUUGUGGCCGAGGCUAAGACGGCAUGCUCGGAUCAAGUUCCCUCUGCGUUCGUCAUCACAGGACCCAACAUUGCCUCGCAGGACCUUCUCUUUGAGCAGAUGUCAGAGACCCUCCAGCGCUCCACGCCUAGCAGAUUUGUGAGGCUGCGGUCUUCUGAGGCAUCCACAUUGAAGGCCACCUUGAAGAAGAUUAUCCGAGAUGUCACAGCUAGAGUGUCUGAUGACGAAGAUGACGACUUGGAAGUUGGGGAUGGCCGAGAGGGUCGGCGGUAUCUCAACUACGAUCUUGAGGCAUUGCACGCCUUUAUCAAACCACAGGACUGCGAGCACAUAUUUGUCGCCUUUCAAGACAGCGAGGGUUUUGACAGCAGCCUCCUUUCUGAAUUGACGGUGUUAUUCCAGUACGUCAACACCCAUCAAUCCUCUGAUCAAACCACUAAAUUCUACAGCUCCUGGCGGUCACGGAUUCCCUUCACGCUGCUUUUCGGUAUCGCCACAUCAGUUGAACUACUUCAGGCUCGCUUGCUGAAGUCUGCAUGUCAGCUCAUCUAUGGCGCGCAGUUUGACGUUAUCCAGACAUCUGCGAUUCUGGAAACUGUCUUCAAGACGGCCGUGGCGGCGGCUGAUGCCCCAGUUCACCUAGGACCAUCGCUUCUUCGCAGUAUGCUGGAUCGGCAACAUGACCAAGUUUCCGGUAUCCAAACUUUUGUCAUGUCACUAAAGUACGCCUACAUGUGUCACUUCUACGCAAAUCCCCUUAGCGUAUUCAUUUCUCCUGGUUCCCAACCGUUCGAUGGGCUGCAGUCUGAACAUGUUGAGGCAACUAGGAACACGACUUCGUUCCGUGACCACGUGGAGCGAGCGGUCGAGAAAGGUACUCCGGAAGAUCUUUCUCUCGCCAGGUCGCUCCUUGAGAAUGACGAAGCUUUGGUGGCUGCAAUGAGGCAAAGUGUCGACAACCGAGAGGAAGAUGCUAGCGAAUUUCUCCGUGCAUUGUUGAUUGUUCGAGCAACUGGCGCGCAAGACGAUGAGUUCUCGAGAUCCUACGUUGAUGCAAUGGAGGACGGCAUCACAAUCUCAGAACAAUCGAGUGUUGUGGAUUCUGUGCGACGGAUGGACAUCAUAGAGAUUAAUGUCCUGGUUCGUCGGGUCAUAGCGAUCUUGGAAGAAGGUGACGUCGACCUCGGACUCGGCCCAGCGGUUACUCGUCCUGAACAUGCUGAGGUGCGAGACGGUCUCACGAAGCUUCUUCUUGAGAUUGAAGAUCUCAGUGCAACAGCCAAGGACAAAGAAAUUACCUUGCGGAGUAAAUACAGCGGGCAGGGAAGGGUGAUGCGCACCACAGUUAUCGCGCAAAGGGUUCAACUCAGUCAAGACUCGGCUACCUUGACCGCGGAGGACAAGCAAUUCACUGACAUUGUCGACAAGAUGACGGAGCUGCUGAUCUCAUAUGUUCACGUCUCUAGCCCGAUGUCUGCGUUUCUUUCAGAGAGCUGGGUGUACGACUCGCGAACACCUGCACGGGAUGUUUUCGUGCCCCGGCCGCGGGUUGUUCUCGAACGCAGUCUCACUCGCCCACAUGACUACCUCUCAUGCGCAUGUUGCAAGCCGGGCGAGGAAGGCAUCCAAGCAACUCUCCCCGAAACGGCGCUCCUGUACCAGUUGUAUCUCGAAACCAGCAGCCUCAUCAACGUGGCUGAUUUGUGGUCCGCCUUUGCUACUAGGGUCGUCGGUGACGAGGAGACGGAUGAGCGAAAGGCCCUAGUCAUGUUCUACCGCGCUCUGGCCGAAUUAAGGGCCCUGGGUUUCGUCAAAGCGAGCAAGAAGAAAGCGGAUCACAUUGCCAAGCUCAAGUGGCUUUGA